AUGCCCAUUCCAACGCGCUCCGUUUCCCUACGAGAGCCCCGUCAGCAGGGUAGUUCCAAUGUAACCCGCACGGCGACAAAGGCGCCAGCCUCCACCGCAGCGAACGAAAGUGCCUUGAACCGGAGAAAGUCGAUGCUCCUGCCACAACGCCAUAGUUCGGUACGGGAAACACCAUCGUCAACUGUGAAAACGCAGACGCAGGAGAGCAGAUUACGGUUACCGCAACGGGGAAUUAACAGCAACGGUACUAAACCGGCUACUGGUGCGGCGACUGCGACUGCGACUGCUAGAACUUCGGCUACGACUACUACCGCUACACAUCGAAGGACGGUGUCGCAACAACAGCCGCAACAACGACAACAGCAGGAAGAUGCGAAGCGUCCUAUAUCACAGAACUCCACGGCGACCUCUGCUACUAGCACAAGUAGCAGUAGUGGUGCUGCCAUCGCUCGUCGCCAGAGCUUGAGACCUAGUCCGCUGAAGACGGUUUCGAGGACGGUUCCCUCGGGGAGGCCUACUGCUUCUACCACUACUGCAACUACUCCUACGUCUGCUACCGCUCCUACGUCUUCGGCCUCUCCACGAAAACGUGCAGAAGCUACGAGAAAUGCGCAGUCGAUUUCCCCUACCAAGAAAACAAGUAUGCCCCCGCCGCCUCUUCCCCGACCAGCUCGAUCGGCUUCUCUCAGACAACCAAGUACACCUCAGUCGAGCCCAGGAGUUCCAGCGGCGGGUGCUAGGGGUCAUACCAGAGUUCGCAGUCAGAUAGUGACGCCGUCUUCGACGCCACGUUUGAAACCAUCGUCCUCGACACCCCAGUCAUCGCCGAGGAAGCCGGCUAGGGGCUCGACUGCGGUAAAUCCUACGGCUUCUAUUAAUGCUGCUGCUAAUGCUCUCGCGGCGAUUACUGCGGAAGCGGAUCCUUCGUUGAUGCCUUCAUCCUGGCCUGAGGUCGCAGCGGUACAGACUGAAGUCUUGCAGCUGUAUCUCUUCCAUUCGUCCUCGCUCCAGAAACAUGCAGAAUGGCAGGCAGAAUCGGAAGCAAAGCUACGGAGGAAGUAUGACUCGGUCGCGCAGAAGUACCGUUCUAUUGUGGACGAGGAGAAGCAGUGGCAGCGUCGUCUUAACGGACAAGCGUUGGAUUACUGGGUUCAGAACAUCCAAACACAUAACGGCCGUCUAGGAUUUGCCGAACAGAUUCAGCUUCUCUCGCAAACCAUGCAGGAAGUGACUGAGCUGUCAGAUGAAGUCGGAGGAAGGUACACGUUGGCCGUUCAAAGUUUCGAGCACUGGUUCCGAAAAGCCGACGAAAUUAAAAAAAUCCGCACUCAGCUCGACUCGGGAGCAGCCGAUCUCGUGGUCUUCAUUGAUCCCCUCGAUGGUAUCUGGCGGGACGAGGUGAACGACCUGGGAAUGAAGCUCGAGCGCUGCUCGCGGCAGCUACAGAGUCUUGAUAUUCUGGGCUACGGGGAUACAGAGAAGCUAAAUGAUUCCGCCCUUCUUCGGAUCGCACGAGGACUUGAUGAUAUGACGAAUUUAAUGCAGGAUGAGAUUCAUGCGAUGCGCAAGAUUGAAGGUGACAUUGUACGGUCGGAGAGGGCAUGGGUGAGUCAGCUCACUGAUCCUUUGGUCAUGUCUGACAACCGGCCUCGUGAGGAUCGGAGUCUGAGAGCUGGGAUGUGGAGAAGUGCCUUUGAAUGA
Aspergillus chevalieri is the source of this 1701-nucleotide messenger RNA. RefSeq lists its product as uncharacterized. Lineage: Eukaryota; Fungi; Ascomycota; Eurotiomycetes; Eurotiales; Aspergillaceae. Bases 1 to 1701 code for a protein of 566 amino acids. The record is from RefSeq and is a predicted model, not a curated record. The transcript is spliced from 2 exons.